Molecule: messenger RNA, 1257 nt
Organism: Perognathus longimembris pacificus (Pacific pocket mouse)
Lineage: Eukaryota; Metazoa; Chordata; Mammalia; Rodentia; Heteromyidae
Gene: Sun3
Product: Sad1 and UNC84 domain containing 3
Exons: 10
Coding region: 7-1089 (360 amino acids)
Biological process (GO): nuclear envelope organization
Cellular component (GO): nuclear envelope; meiotic nuclear membrane microtubule tethering complex
Molecular function (GO): protein-membrane adaptor activity
Source: RefSeq, a predicted model, not a curated record
GGGGACAUGAGUGGACGGCCAAAGACAAGGAGGGGGACACACUUCUUUUCGAGUUGCUCUGAAGAUCCCAGCAGCACUUCCAGUGUUGAUGAUUUGCUGUCAGAGCAGGAACUCCCUGAUGCAAAUGGGUUAGCUCGAUCCUGGAAGAUUAUCCUAACUCUUGCGUUUACAUUGACUUUUCUUCUUGUUGGAUUUAGACAUCAUGAGUGGCUUAAAGACACAGAGUUUCCCCCAAAAUCCAAACAAUUAUAUGCCAUGAUUGCAGAAUACAGUUCACGACUACAUCAUUACCAGGCCAGAUUACGUAUGCCUAAGGAGCAACUGGAGCUUUUAAAGAAGGAAAGCCAGACUUUGGAGAAUAAUUUCCGUGAAAUUCUGUCUUUAAUUGAACAAAUAGAUGUUCUGAAGGCAUUGCUUAGAGACAUGAAGGACAGCUCACACAAUUACAGCUGGGCAACUUCUGGUGAUGCCUUACAAGAAGAGGAAAGUCCAGAAGUACUGGAUGAGGAAAUGUCAAACUUGGUACAUUAUGUACUUAAAAAGCUGAGAGAAGACCAGGUUCAGAUGGCUGAUUAUGCCCUGAAGUCAGCUGGAGCCUCUAUCAUUGAAGAGAGGACCUCAGAAAGUUAUAAAAAUAGCAAGGCAAAACUGUACUGGCAUGGGAUAGGGUUCCUAAAUUAUGAGAUGCCCCCCGAUACCAUUCUCCAGCCGGAUGUCCACCCUGGAAAAUGCUGGGCUUUUGCAGGUUCCCACGGUCAUACCCUAAUCAAGCUUGCCAGGAAGAUUAUACCAACAGCAGUGACCAUGGAGCACAUAUCAGAGAGGGUGUCACCCUCGGGAAACAUCUCCAGCGCACCCAAGGAGUUCUCAGUCUAUGGUAUCACAAAAAAAUGUGACGGAGAAGAAAUUUUCCUAGGACAAUUUAUAUAUAACAAGACAGAAAACACUGUUCAAACAUUUGAACUUGAGCAUGAAGCUCCUGAAUCUUUACUAUGUGUGAAACUCAAGAUCCUUAGCAACUGGGGACACCCGCAGUAUACUUGUUUGUACCGGUUCAGGGUCCAUGGAAUCCCCAAUGAAGAGACAUAGAGGAGUUAGUAGAGGGUGGUAACCAUGCAACUAGAAUAUUCCAGGAUUCUUAUUCCCUUAGAUGAGGCUGAAUACAAGAUCAGGAAUGGAAAAAAAAUUCACAGCAGUUCCAACUUGCUAAUAAAAAGUGAAUGAAUUUUACUAAUAAAAACACACAAGUAAGUUCAA